Chionomys nivalis (European snow vole) is the source of this 517-nucleotide messenger RNA. Its product is annotated as 40S ribosomal protein S25-like. Bases 86 to 517 code for a protein of 143 amino acids. The record is from RefSeq and is a predicted model, not a curated record. Gene Ontology annotation, molecular function: structural constituent of ribosome. Lineage: Eukaryota; Metazoa; Chordata; Mammalia; Rodentia; Cricetidae. Gene Ontology annotation, cellular component: cytosolic small ribosomal subunit. The transcript is spliced from 2 exons.
CUGGGACUGUUGGUGAGCCGGGCUUCCUUUUUUCCCGACAUCUUAGGGAGGCUGCAGUGGUCGUCGCCACUCUCCGAACUUCAUCAUGCCGCCCAAGGAUGACAAGAAGAAGAAAGAUGCCGGAAAGUCGGCCAAAAAAGACAAAGACCCAGUAAAUAAGUCCGGUGGCAAGGCCAAAAAGAAGAAGUGGUCCAAAGGCAAAGUUCGGGACAAGCUCAACAAUCUAGUCCUGUUUGACAAGGCUACAUACGACAAACUCUGUAAGGAAGUUCCCAACUAUAAACUUAUUACUCCAGCCGUGGUCUCUGAGAGACUGAAGAUUCGUGGUUCCUUGGCCAGGGCAGCUCUUCAGGAGCUCCUUAGUAAAGGUCCUGAUGGCAAACGUACACUUUUUACAAACGUUUACAAAAGAUUGAGUGUGGACUUCUGCAGUGAACAGUACUUCAGAUUGACACCACAAAAGCAUCUUCACAUGCACCUCAGGUCUUACCAAAUCCUAAUGAAAGGGAAUUACUAA